AUGGCGGCGGCGGGCAGCGAGGGGCCCGGGGGUGCCGGGGCGGGCAGGGCCCUGCAGACCGCCAUGAGGGCGGCGAGCGGCGCUCUGGAGAUGGACAGCGGCGGGCGGCGGCGGGAGGCUUACGUGGAGUACCUGAGGAGCAUCGCCUUCAUCGCCCAGGCCCUGCAGGAGGAGGCGGCAGGGACAGAGGGCGGACAGGGGGUGACCCCCGACACCCCGAAGAUGCUGAAGCUGGCGGAGCAGUGCCUGGAGAGGGUCAAAUCCAUCGCCGCGGCGCUGGGGAAAGCCCAGGGGAAGCCGGCAGAGCGCGGCGGGGGUCGUGCAGCCCUCCCCAGGCACCGCAGGGUCUUCUCGGAUGAGGGGGGGAAGCUCUCCCCCUUCCUGCCCCCGGAGAUCUUCCAGAAGCUGCAGAUCACCGAGGCUCACAGUGGACGCAAGGAGCUGACACCGCUGGAAGAGGCCUCUCUGCAGAACCAGAAGCUGAAGGCUGCCUACGAGGCGCGGGUGGCACGGCUGAACCCCAGCCAGGCCCUGCAGAAGACCUCCCUGACACUGUCCCUGCAGCGGCAGAUGAUGGAAAACCUGGUGAUCGCCAAGGCCCGGGAGGAGACGCUGCAGCGGAAGAUGGAGGAGCGGCGGCUGCGGCUGCAGGAGGCUGCCAACAGGAGGUUCUCCAGCAGCGUGGCCCUCACCCCCGAGGAGCAGGAGCAGCGAGCCUUGUACGCUGCCAUCCUGGAGUACGAGCAGGACCACGAGUGGCCGAGGCAGUGGAAGGCCAGGCUGCAUCAGAGCCCAUCAGACCCCUCCCUGGUGCCGGGGCUCUUCUCCUGCCUCCUCAGCUGCCCUGAGCACCCCAUCGCCCGGCUCCUGCGCCAGCUCCAGUGCCGGGUCUACGCCCGCCUCUACCCAGCCCUCAGCCAGGACCCCGCCGAGCCCAGUCCAGAUGCCCCCUCCAGCCUCCCCUUCCCCUUGCCGGAGGCGGGGGGCUCUCUGCCCACCCAGCCGGGGGGCCGCCGCCUCCGGGCCUCCCGCAGCCUCCACUGCAUGUUCUCGGUGCCCGAGCACGGGGCGGCCGCGCUGCGGCACAGCCUCUCCAGCACGCCCCUCGCCGACGCUCCGAGGGGGGAAGGCGGGGGACCGGAGGUGGCUCCCCAGAACCCCCGGGAAGGCUCCUUCGAGGACCUGGAGCGGUUCUUGGCGUCCCCUGAAGAACCGGAGCCCCCGGCCGGCACCGAGCUGCCGGAGCAGCUGAAGGGCGUCGUGCGGGACAUCCACAACGCCAUCGACAGGCUGCUGGCGCUGACACUGUUGGCCUUCGAGGGGCUGAGCACCGCCGCCGGCAAGGACCAGAGCCUGGCCUGCCUGGAGGAGGCCUUCUUCCCCCCGCUCUGGGCCCCGCUGCUGGCCCUCUACAGGAGCGUGCACCGGUCCCGCGAGGCAGCCCUGGCCCGCAGCAUGGAGCGGCACCGCCACGCCGGCCCCGCCGACAUGGGUCUGUCCUCACGCCUCUUCCCCCCCGCCGCCGGCUGCCCCGCGUACGGCUCCGCCAUCCAGGACCUGCGGCUCAUCCCGCUGGAGAGCUGUCCCCGCAGGAAGCUGGAGUGCAUCGUGCGAGCCCUGCGCGGCAUCUGCGAGUGCGCCGAGGAGUACUGCGGUGCCCGGGAGGGCCGGACCCCUGCCUCUGCCGCCGUUGGGGCGGAUGACCUGCUGCCCAUCCUGUCCUUCGUGGUGCUGCGGACCGGGCUGCCCCAGCUGCUCUCCGAGUGUGCCGCCAUGGAGGAGUUCAUCCACGAGGGGUACCUGAUCGGGGAGGAGGGGUACUGCCUGACCUCCCUGCAGAGCGCCCUGGCCUACCUGGAGUCCCUGCCCUGACCGGACCCCAGACCCCAGACCCGCCGCAGGCACGUGCCGGGACCCCGGAUGUGCGCGGGCUCGGUGCAGCGUCAGGAGCACCGGGAGCAGCACCGGGAGCAGUACCGGGA
This is a messenger RNA of Calypte anna (Anna's hummingbird), 1982 nucleotides long. It is a transcript of the gene VPS9D1, whose product is annotated as VPS9 domain containing 1. Bases 1 to 1872 code for a protein of 623 amino acids. NCBI's taxonomy places the organism in Eukaryota, Metazoa, Chordata, Aves, Apodiformes, Trochilidae. The transcript has 16 exons. Gene Ontology annotation, biological process: vesicle-mediated transport. The record is from RefSeq and is a predicted model, not a curated record. Gene Ontology annotation, cellular component: cytosol; endocytic vesicle. Gene Ontology annotation, molecular function: small GTPase binding; guanyl-nucleotide exchange factor activity.